CGUGGUAGUUGUUGAAAGGACGCAAUAGAGCUCAUGGCGAGCGUCUGAAAGUCGGGGUGAGACUGGAGACCAAAUUUAGACUGUCAUUUUUUGUUCAUGCUAUCCUUUUUUUACUAUCGUACUCUCUACUUUAUUUUUCGAUCAACUAUAGAACAUCUAAAUCUCUGCAAUCCCUCCUUCCCAAUUAAACGAAGCAAGAUGGUUGCGCCUAGCUGAAAGCGCUGCCCUUGAGUAAUGUGCGAUACAAAUGGUACAAUGUCGGGAUUAGCCGAACCCAACUUGAUUCUUACUUUUAUGCGAGAUCAAGAUGCCGGUAACACCACCACACCACCACCAAGCUCCCGCCCUGCGUUUCACCCUGCCAUCUGGGAACUCAAAAGUUUGCAAAGGCCGCCCUUCGGAACUCGAAAUAAUGACAGGAACAUCUUCCGACGGGACAAGAAAGGCGGGGUAGCCGAUUCUGGUUUCCCUUGGCGCAUCACUUUCCGACCACUACAUAUUUCGUAUUUCCAGCCGAACUGGAAGGACGGUCACAUCAAGCGAAGAUCGUUGGGCGCUACUAAUCUCGAGGUAGAGGCUUUUGCACAUACCAAUUUUUCUCAGGGUCCGCCUUGUCACGGUCUCUACCAAACUUCCAUCUUCCAGCAGCAGAUGAAAGGCCACAAGACCCUUUCCGUACAGGAUUCGCAGUCCUAUCUCACGAGUAGAUCAUGGCUAUGGUCUGAGUGCUUAUCUCUUCGGCUUAAGAGUCCCUGUACUGAGUUCUGGUCACGAUUGUACUAGAAAUUCAGCGCCUAGGUUACUCUUCAAUGCCCCAAGACACUUCGUCUUGAAGCGAGGGCUUAGUGGUCUACAAGCUUGUUUUGGGAUUUGUUGUGGGCAGCACCGGUACGCCGUCAGUGGACAAGGCUAUCGACGCACGGUGUGUUCUUGUGAAUGCAAGUCGUGUCUAAUACCAGCGGACUCUUGGUGUC
Messenger RNA from Desarmillaria tabescens, 974 nucleotides. RefSeq lists its product as uncharacterized. Bases 235 to 783 code for a protein of 182 amino acids. The transcript has a single exon. The record is from RefSeq and is a predicted model, not a curated record. Lineage: Eukaryota; Fungi; Basidiomycota; Agaricomycetes; Agaricales; Physalacriaceae.